UAGGUUCCUUAUCCUAAGAACUUUCAUUAUAUGGGACUCGAUACUGGCACGAGACUCAUUGCUAUCUUCUGGAAGUAGAGAUGGCUUGACAUUUGUCACGUCAUAGAUAAGAGACUCGGUUAUAUCUUUUGCAUCCCAGAUAUCAUGCGGGUUCGUUUCGAACAGUCUGCGUUGGGAUUCAGUCCGACACUUGUCUAUUCAUCAUGGAUUUCGAUGUUAUAGUUCGUAAUGGCACUGUAGUCACCGCAUCAGACAUAUGGGAGUGUUGUGACAUAGGCAUAAAGGACGGAACGAUCACAGCCGUUGGACCACGUCUCAUCGCUGCAGCAGGUGUCCAGGAAAUUGACGCCGAAGGUGCAUAUGUCACACCUGGAGGGGUCGAUACGCAUGUGCACCUAUCCCAGCUGUACGAAGCCGCCGUCGACGACGUGGAUCAUACGGUCAUUAGUGAUGGGUUAAUCCCCGAUUUACCAAACUACGUCGCGGAUACGUACGACACUGGGACUCGCAGUGCCGUUGCUGGUGGUACCACCACCGUCAUCACAUUUGCAUCGCAGAUGAAGAAAGACGAGAGUCUUGUGCCUGUCAUUGAGGAGUACCACAAGCUGGCGAAAGGCCAGUCUUACUGUGACUAUGCGUUUCAUGUUAUCGUGACCAAUCCAACUGAACAUAUCGUGGAGCAUGAUUUCCCGAAGAUGGUGGAGGAAUAUGGGAUUACUAGCGUGAAACUCUAUAUGACAUACAAACCCAUGAAGCUGCGUGACUAUCAGAUUCUGGAUGUGAUGUACUCGGCGAGAAAACUGGGUAUUACGACCAUGGUCCAUGCAGAGAAUGCUGAUAUCAUCGACUGGAUGACUGAGCAUCUGGAGAAGAAACUGAUGACAAACCCUCAUCAUCACGGCACCUCUCGACCUCCUAUCGUUGAAAGCGAAGCUACGAAUCGCGUGAUCAGCCUGGCUGAGCUGAUGGACACGCCUAUACUUCUGGUACAUGUCUCGAGUGGUCAUGCAACGAAGCAUAUUCGCGACGCGCAGACUCGCCUCCUGCCUAUCUACGGAGAAACAUGCCCACAGUAUCUAUUCCUCCUCGCUGAUAGCAUGCGCAAGGGCGAUUUCGAAGGGGCAAAAUGUGUUUGUUCUCCUCCCCUCCGAGAGAACAAAGUCGACCAAGAUGCAAUAUGGGCUGGUAUUAAAAAUGGAACCUUUACGACUUUCUCGUCUGAUCAUGCCCCUACCAAGUGGGCUCAUCCUAACGGCAAGCAACGCGGCCUACAGCACGGCAACCUGCCCUACGGAAAAUUCCGCUACAUCCCCAAUGGUCUUCCCGGCGUCGAGACACGUCUACCGCUUCUCUUCUCGGGCGGUGUCCUCAGUGGGCGUAUCACCCCCCAGAAGUUUGUGGAAGUCACGGCAACCAACCCUGCUAAGCUGUAUGGACUCAAGAAGAAGGGAGCUAUUGGUCCUGGCUUUGAUGCCGAUCUCACCAUCUGGUAUCCGCAGGAGAUGUUUGAGCCCUUCAAGUUGACAAAUGAGAUGCUUCAUCAUGCGAUUGACUAUACGCCGUUUGAAGGUAUCGAGUUUAAGAAUUGGCCGCGGUACACUAUCAUCCGUGGAAAGGUUGUAUUCAGCCAUGGUCAGGUUGUGGGGCAGAUGGGGUACGGCCAGUUCAUCAGGAGAGGGAAAAGCUUGCUACCAGGCCCUCGAGAUGUGUGGCUGAGUGAAUGGCGGCCUUGAGCAUGGGUUCAUCAAGAUCAGACUUCAAUUGAAGGUGACUUCUGUUGAAGGAGGGUAGACCGGCAGCCAGCAGGUGGUUGAUACAUUGUACUCGGACAAGAUGUUUAAACAUAUGCAGAUAGUUUCUUUCUUAUAUGUAAAAUCUACAGUUGUUAUCAUGCUA
This is a messenger RNA of Serpula lacrymans var. lacrymans S7.9, 1896 nucleotides long. RefSeq lists its product as uncharacterized. NCBI's taxonomy places the organism in Eukaryota, Fungi, Basidiomycota, Agaricomycetes, Boletales, Serpulaceae. Gene Ontology annotation, cellular component: cytoplasm. The transcript is spliced from 4 exons. Gene Ontology annotation, molecular function: hydrolase activity, acting on carbon-nitrogen (but not peptide) bonds. The coding region runs from base 204 to 1733 and encodes 509 amino acids. The record is from RefSeq and is a predicted model, not a curated record.